Molecule: messenger RNA, 6629 nt
Organism: Malaclemys terrapin pileata
Lineage: Eukaryota; Metazoa; Chordata; Testudines; Emydidae
Gene: ZFR2
Product: zinc finger RNA binding protein 2
Exons: 19
Coding region: 105-3080 (991 amino acids)
Cellular component (GO): precatalytic spliceosome
Molecular function (GO): double-stranded RNA binding; single-stranded RNA binding; zinc ion binding
Source: RefSeq, a predicted model, not a curated record
GCGCGCGGCGGUCACGUGUUCCCGUGCUCCCUGCCGCCCCCUCCCCCCCAGCCGGUCGCCUCCUGUACCGCCGCCGCGGCCCGCCGCUUUGUGAAGACGGCAAGAUGGCGGCCAGUAACUAUUACGGCUUCGCGCAUGGUGCUGCCGCCGCCGGGCCCCAGUACAGCACUCAACCUGCUACAGCUUAUUCCCACCCAACCACUGCGGCAAGCUACACUGUCCAGCAAGCUCCUGGGGUGGCACAUACUGUGACGCCAUCUUAUGCUCCCACAGUGCAGGCUGCCAGGCCAGUUGCAACUGCUGCCUAUGGAGUAUACCAAUCGCAUUCAGGACAGGACUAUGGUUAUGGAACUCGGCCGCAGGAACCUCCCCCCCAGCCUACUACAACACCAAACUACCAGGAUGGUUACAGUUAUGGACGGUCUACAUCUGCAAGCAGCUAUGAGAGCAAACAGUACUACCAGCCAGUUGCUACCCAGCCUCAACACACUGCCACAGACUCGUACUACCAGUCAAGCUCCAAAGGUGGCUACAGUCAAUCUAGUGGUAUUUAUAGUCAGAGCCAGCCACAGAGACAGGUGACUACAAUUAAGCCAGUUCAAACAGUGAGCGCCACAUCUUCAAGCUACAAUGCCUACCCAACAGUAACAACUGUUCAGCAGAAUGCAUCUGCCUCCUCCAUCUCCUCGUACACCCCCUCCUCUUCAUACAACUCCACUUCUGCAUCAUACUCUGGGUCAAAUUACUCCAGUUAUGAUGCCACAGCAUACACAGCAGCUAGCACUUACUAUCAGCCACCUCAGCAGCCCCAGGCCCAGCAUCAGCAGCCGCCACCCCCGCCACAGCAACCGAAAUCUACGAGCUCUUCUUCAUGGAGCAGCACAGUGAACAGCACCACCACCAACUCUAGCAACAGCUUCAGCAAAAAAACACCUUUUCAAAACAAACAGCUGAAACCCAAAGGGCCCCCUAAACAGCCUCAGCUUCACUACUGUGAUAUCUGCAAGAUCAGCUGUGCUGGUCCACAGACUUACCGGGAGCACUUGGAAGGACAAAAGCACAAAAAGAAGGAGGCAGCUCAGAAGACGGGUAACCUGGCAAACUGUGGCCCUCGUGGGGUGCAGACUCAGCUUCGAUGCGAGCUCUGUGAUGUCUCCUGUACAGGAGCAGAUGCAUAUGCAGCACAUAUCCGGGGAGCGAAGCAUCAGAAGGUUGUUAAAUUGCAUACUAAAUUGGGGAAGCCCAUCCCUUCAGUAGAGCCUGUAGUAGUGAACUCUGGUUCAGGUCCUACCAUCGCUGCAGCAAGUAAGCCAGCUGCCCAUGCCCCUACAGCUACAUCUGUUACAUCAACAAAACCAACAGCUGUAGCAACUAAUAGUGCAAGCAACAUAAGCAAGCCAGUGCCAGCGAAGAAACCUGUUGCAUCCAAGAUAACAUUUUCAGGGACUAAUAAACUUCAGGCAACAAGCAUCAAAUUGGAGGAAGUGAAGGUGAUGCAACCAAAAUCAGAGCUACAAAAUGAUGGCUCUGGGGAUGGCCCAGGGGGUUUAUUUGACGUACAACCUGUGGGACAUGACUAUGUGGAAGAGGUACGCAAUGAUGAAGGAAAAAUGAUCCGGUUUCACUGUAAGCUCUGCGAGUGCAGUUUCAAUGAUCCUAAUGCCAAGGAUAUGCACCUGAAGGGGCGUAGGCAUCGGCUCCAGUACAAGAAGAAAGUAAACCCAGAUCUACCAGUUGAGAUCAAGCCCAGUAACCGAGCUCGGAAAAUGCACGAGGAGAAGAUGAAAAAGCAGAAACAGAAGGAUAUGAUAAAGAGACGCAGAGAGGAAGAGCAGCGUUGGCACAUGGAAAUGAGGCGCUAUGAAGAGGAAAUGUACUGGCGGCGGGUAGAGGAAGAGCAGUUAUACUGGGAAGAGCAGCGGCGUCGGAUGGCUGCAGACUGGCAUCCACCCCCACUUAUGGGCAGACCUGGCAUGCCAGUUCCUCCUCUCUUGCCUACUAGACGUCCAGACUCUUCUGAUGACCGUCACAUCAUGACAAAACACUCUAGCAUCUACCCAACAGAAGAGGAGCUGCAGGCCAUCCAGAAGGUCGUCUCCCAUUCUGAACGUGCUCUUAAGCUCGUCUCUGAUUCAUUGACAGAGCAAGAAUCUGACAGAGAAGAAGAUGAUGAAGAGAGGGGGAAAGCAGAAACUGCACCCCGAAUUCUGAAAGGUGUAAUGCGAGUUGGCAUUCUGGCAAAAGGGCUUCUGCUCCAAGGAGACAGGAAUGUUCAUCUUAUCCUACUCUCUGCCCAGAAACCUACACACACCCUCUUAAAGAACAUCACAGAGCAGCUGCCCAAGCAGCUUUCAACGUUAACUGAAGAUGAGUAUGAAGUUUCAUCCGAUGCUGAGGAAGCAAGUAUACUCAUCUGUUCGUACAAGGAACCAAAAAUGCAGGUCACAAUUUCAGUCACAUCUCCUCUCAUGAGAGAGGAUGCUUCUGCUGACGAAGAAGCAGCAGCAGAAUCUCAGCCUGACCCCUGUGAUAUUUUGAGUCAACAGAAAUGCCUAGAGUCAUUGGCUGCCCUUCGUCAUGCUAAAUGGUUCCAGGCUAGAGCUAACGGUCUGCAGUCAUGUGUGAUUAUCAUCAGGGUUCUGCGAGAUCUUUGCCAGCGUGUACCAACAUGGGGGGCACUUCCAGAUUGGGCAAUGGAACUUCUUGUAGAAAAAGCUUUAAGUAGUGCAACAAGUCCGCUAAGUCCUGGAGAUGCCAUGCGCCGAGUUCUUGAAUGUGUAGCCACAGGAACACUUUUGAUGGAUGGACCUGGGCUACAAGAUCCCUGUGAGAAAGAUGAAAUGGAUGCUCUAGAGACUAUGACCAGUCAGGAACGAGAGGAUAUUACAGCCAGUGCACAGCAUGCUUUAAGGAUGCUAGCUUUCAGGCAGAUACACAAAGUACUUGGAAUGGACCCUUUGCCACCUCCUAAAAAUAGACUUAAUGCACGUAACAGAAAAAGGAGACGAGACACCAGUGAGACAGCUGAGGGCGAGGGCGACGGGAAGAAGGACAAAAAAGAGGAAGAUGAUGAUGCCUAACCACUGUUGUAGCAUUUGCUGAGAUAAUGUUCACAUGACUUUAAUUUUUUAUAUAUAAAUAUGAGUUGCUGUUUAGUCUACGACAUUUGGCAAUUUUAGUGUUUUUCCCCUUGAAAUAACGUACUGUAGAUUUGUUUUAAAUUGUGCUUAAAUCAUUACAGAAAUUGCAUCAUUCCAUAAGAGUAAAGUUGAUUAUGGCAACAGUCCCUCUCCCUCUAUUACGUUCCCUUCCUGUGCGCCGCCCCCCGCUCUCCCUCCACUCCAAAAGAAACCCUCCCCACAGCAAAAUAGGUAGAUUGAGGCAGGCACUUUUUUUAAACUCUGGUAUUUCUCUUAAGCUUUAAAUAUGUCCCAUGACAUGUAAAGAAAAACACAAGUUUAUUGGGUUUGUAUCUUUAAAAAGUUGUAUCCUUGUUCACUUUAGAUGUCCAGCCUGAAAUUGGAGGCAGUUUCUUGCUGGAUCUGGAGUGUCUGUCUGAAAUUGACAAGUUUGAUUUGAUUUUUUUUUUUUUUUUUUUUUUUUGGAAGGGGAUCUUGCACUUUGUGCGCUCCCACUUUGGGGCAGUGAAGUGGGUGCUGCAUUGUAAAGAGGUACAUAAGCUGCUUGCUCAGAGCCAUUUUUGGCAAACCAGCCAACUUAUAAAUGACAGUUGGCAGUAGAAAUGAGAGUCUGAAAUGUUUAAUUCCCUUGGAUUUAUAGUUCUCCAUUAGACACAGCACAGUGUACUUAAAAACACCCCUGUAAAACAUGCUGUCUAAAACAAAAAAAAGAGGGGAAAAAACUGGAACAGUUUCUCCUGUUUGGUUUUGUGGUUUGCAACUUUGCAUAAUUUUUUCUCUUCCGGGAAAGCAAAAAAUAUGUUCCAGUAGAGGUGACACUAUGAGUAGGGGUAAGUGCUACUCUAACCAGUCUGAAGCGGUGGUGCUAAGAAUAGGGCCAGAGUGCUAACUUUCUAAUACCCCGUACAUGACAGUAUAAUCACUAACCACAGAGAUUCUCUGCAUACCAAUGAGUGCCUUCUAAAGAGAGGUGGCCAGGACUCACACAGGGAAAAAGCUGCUGCUUGUUGUUGGUUUUUGUUUUUUUGUUUUUUUAAAUCAGCACAGUUUCACAUCUAGUCUAUUUUUAAAGCCAGGCAUUUCUCAGUAGCACCUCUCGGAAAUAGAAAAUUUCAGGCUUUGAUAGCUCUGCUUGUUUGGGCUACCAUUCCAUAAAAUCUACUGCUGCUGAGCAAAUGAAGGGGGUCCUAGCUGCACUGACAGAAACGGGGGCGAAGGGCUUGGUCUCAGCACGUGGUGUACAGCCAGUAGGCCCAUCUGGGAAAGCUGAUAGCCUAGCGUUGGGCAGCCAGUAGUGAUUGGAUCAACCUGUUUCUAUGUGGAGGGUUUCUCAAUUGGUUGCCCAAUGGCAUUUUUUUUUUUUAAAAAACUUUUAUUUUGACAAUGUUGUGUUCUAGGGUCACUUGACAUGGUUCAUUUGGUUCUUUUAUGUGUGUUUAAAGGACGGCCUGUAACGUGGCUUUAAUAUUUGAAUGUCUUUGUAGUGCUACCUGGAAAAAAGGAGAAAAAAGAAAAAUAAAAUAAAGGAGUUAUGCUUCCAUUUUCUAUGUAACGUCUAGUGUUUAACCAGUGAAUCCCACUAGCACAGUGGUCCCCAAAUUUUUCAGGGUCGCGCCCGCCUUAUCCCAUCAACCUUCACGGCUCCCAGCACAGGGGUAAAGGGACCACAGCUAAGGGUGGAUCUGGGCGGGGAGCGGGGCUGCGAACAGAGCCAUGGUGAGGGGCCGAGGCUGAGAGCAGGGGUGGAGACCCAGCCCAGGCCAUGGUGGGGAGCUGCAGUCUGCAGCUGAGCCCACAGCCACGUGCUGUUCCACUCUUGUCCCCAGUCUUGGCCCUGGGUCGGGAGCAGAGCUGCGGUGUGGACCAGCAUCUGUGUGUGGGGUGGAGCUGGUGGCGUUCCCUCCCUAUGGAGGUUGGCCCAGGCCCCGCCGCAGCCUCCCGGAACUUUCCGGCGCGCCCCAUAGUUUGGGGUACUCUGGAUUAGCAAGUGAUCACAAGUCAGGUAGCUGAUUGGAUGGAUGGUGAUUAUCCCAAGCUCUCAGCACUUCAACUUCACACCCAGAUCCUCAUUUAAACCUUGUUUUUAUAACUCUAUUAAUACUUUGGUUUGGGUUUUCUAACAUUAUUCAGCAUUUUUAAUCUCAACAGCAAAUUCUUGGAUUAUCUUUUUAAUGAAAAAUACUUGUUCUGUUCACCAUUAAAUAGAACUCAGCUGAGCUUCCCGUUAAAAGCACAUUAAGUUGCUUUUUUUCCUUGAACCCCUGGGGAGAAGACCAAAACCCUUUUGUAUCUGUAUCUCAAAUUGAAGUGAAUCUCUCCCCAAGAAAAGGGGUCAGUUGGAACUGUGAACAAAGGUUUAGGUUUAUAUUUGUGAAAAUGGUUGGAUUGGCUGCAGCUGAUGAUGAAUUCCUUAGGACAGCAAUUCUGGGCUCAGGUCCUGAGUGCCAAGAAAUCACACCCAAGACAGUGUGAUGAGUUGAAAGUCUCGUGAGGACUAGAAUUAUUGCAUUCCAUGCCAAGGUGCUACACGAAUGCUCUCUUGCGGUUGUAAGGCAACAGCAGUGAACAUAGAAAAGUUUCUCUUUGUGCAUAGACCUUCUGUGGCCUGAUUGGGGCUCUUCAGGUUACAUUUGCAUUCUCCUCUUUAGGCAGUUGUGACCCAUCAGCGGUGUUUUGCUGACUGAUUGGUAUAUCCUAUGGAAGCUGAAGGUUUCCUUUAGUAACCGCCUAGCUCAGGGCGUGGUGAUAGUGAGGAAAUGAUUUUGCAAAUUAGUUCAUGUUUAUAUGCUGGUUUAAGAUAAGAGUGUAGGGAGAAGCAGGAGAAGAGCUUCAAAUUCUAAGCACUGAGAGCAGAUCAAUGUGAUGCAAGAUGGUCAGCCGGUCUGACACAUCUUCUGAGACAGCUCCACACCGAGAAACUAGCCCUUGCUAAUUUAGAGCUUAUAUAUGCCAUUUUUAACCUAUAUUUGAUUCAAGGCCUUCUCAGUUUACGGAGAAAGCUUACAUUGGCCCUUUAAAGAGUUUGUGUGCUCUCGAAUAUGGUGUGGUAUUUGUCUGGCUGUCCCAUCUCACUGACACUGAUGAAACCCACAUUAGGUUAUUGUUUGGAUUGCAUUAAAUGAACUUCUGUUCUUUGCCUUCUAUGUACAAUCUUGAGAGUUGUGUCAGGUAACAGAAUAUUCCAGAGUGAUUAAUGUACAAUAAUGUGGGUUUUGUUUUUAAGUUAUUCCUUGUUUCCCAUAAAUUGGUUGCUGUUCUUUCCAUAAUGAUGAUGAUCCUGUGUUCUGAAGAUUCUCCCCUGCACGCCUGUCUUGGAAAAUGGAAAAAUAAAAGCUUGAAACCCUCCAACAUUUCAGAUAAGAAUUUAAUGCUGUUCUGUAAAUGCUGCACUUAACCAUUUUGUUAAGAGCAAACAUUGUUUGGGUAUAGUGAUACGCCUUUUUCUGGGUUUUCUUUUUGAUCUUUUACAAAUAAAUAUAUUUAAAAGGA